GCUGCUUCUGGUCGUUUUCCCGCGCCUCGCAGGGCUUCUCCCAGUGGCGCUGCGGGUUCGGAGGGUCGGCCGGCAAGCACAGCAAAGUCAACAUCGAGGCAGCUGAGCUCCCAGAGGAAUGUCAAUCUGCCUGUCUUGAGGACUUGUCAAUGGCCUGUUUCUUAAAAGACAGAAGAAUGGAGGAAUCAGUGAACCAAAUGCAACCACUGAAUGAGAAGCAGAUAACCAAUUCCGAAGAUGGAUAUGUAUGGCAAGUCACUGAUAUGAAUCGACUACACCGGUUCUUAUGUUUUGGUUCUGAAGGUGGGACUUAUUAUAUCAAAGAACAAAAGUUGGGCCUUGAAAAUGCUGAAGCUUUAAUUAGAUUGAUUGAAGACGGCAGAGGAUGUGAAGUCAUACAGGAAAUAAAGUCAUUUAGUCAAGAAGGCAGAACGGCAAAGCAGGAGCCUAUGCUCUUCGCACUUGCCAUUUGUUCCCAGUGUUCCGACAUAAGCACAAAACAAGCGGCAUUCAAAGCUGUUUCUGAAGUUUGUCGCAUUCCUACACAUCUGUUUACUUUUAUCCAGUUUAAGAAAGAUCUAAAGGAAAGCAUGAAAUGUGGCAUGUGGGGCCGUGCCCUCCGGAAGGCUAUAGCAGACUGGUACAAUGAAAAGGGGGGCAUGGCCCUUGCUCUGGCAGUUACAAAGUAUAAACAAAGAAAUGGCUGGUCUCACAAAGAUCUAUUAAGAUUGUCACAUCUUAAACCUUCCAGUGAAGGACUUGCUAUUGUAACCAAAUAUAUUACAAAGGGCUGGAGAGAAGUCCAUGAAUUGUAUAAAGAAAAAGCACUUUCUGUGGAGACUGAAAAAUUAUUAAAGUAUCUGGAGGCUGUAGAGAAAGUGAAACGCACAAAAGAUGAACUGGAAGUCAUUCAUCUAAUAGAAGAGCAUAGAUUAGUUAGGGAACAUCUUCUAACAAAUCAUUUAAAGUCUAAAGAGGUAUGGAAGGCUUUGUUACAAGAAAUGCCUCUUACUGCAUUACUAAGGAAUCUAGGAAAGAUGACUGCUAAUUCAGUGCUUGAACCAGGAAAUUCAGAAGUAUCUUUAGUAUGUGAAAAACUGUGUAAUGAAAAGCUGUUAAAAAAGGCUCGCAUACAUCCAUUUCAUGUUUUAAUUGCAUCAGAAACUUAUAAAACAGGUCAUGGGCUCAGAGGAAAACUGAAGUGGCUCCCUGAUGAAGAAAUUUUGAAAGCUCUGGAUACUGCUUUUUAUAAAACAUUUAAGACAGUGGAGCCUACUGGAAAGCGUUUCUUGCUGGCUGUCGACGUCAGUGCAUCGAUGAACCAAAGAGUUUUGGGCAGUGUGCUCAACGCUAGCACAGUUGCAGCAGCAAUGUGUAUGGUUGUCACACGAACAGAAAAAGAUUCUUAUGUAGUUGCUUUUUCAGAUGAAAUGGUACCUUGUCCAGUGACUACAGAUAUGACAUUACAACAGGUUUUAAUGGCUAUGAAUCAGAUCCCAGCAGGUGGAACUGAUUGCUCUCUUCCAAUGAUCUGGGCUCAAAUGACAAACACAGCUGCUGAUGUCUUCAUUGUCUUCACUGAUAAUGAGACCUUUGCUGGAAGUGUCCAUCCUGCUGUUGCUCUGAGGGAGUAUCGAAAGAAAAUGGACAUUCCAGCUAAAUUGAUUGUUUGUGGAAUGACAUCAAAUGGUUUUACCAUUGCAGACCCAGAUGAUAGAGGCAUGUUGGAUAUGUGUGGCUUUGAUACCGGAGCUCUGGAUGUAAUUCGAAAUUUCACAUUAGAUGUGAUUUAACCAUAAGCACCAGCAUGAUCUAAGAGGUCCAUUGCCAUCAGUGAUCUCGCUAAAAAUAUGUAGCUACUUCCCAGCUGAUUUUACUUAAUCCAGUGAUGAUAAGAUGAUAGUAUAGGAUGUGGGUAUGUUACCAAAAAACAAAAACAAAAAGGAAGGAAAAAUAAGAUGAGCCCAAAGUUCUGUCUACUAAACUAGUUCUUGGGAAAUAGCUUCAGCAUACACUGUAGCUCCUUCUGUCUAACAGAGAACUUCUUAUUGAUAGAUACCAUAAAAUAGUCAAACAGU
This is a messenger RNA of Panthera uncia (snow leopard), 2078 nucleotides long. It is a transcript of the gene RO60, whose product is annotated as Ro60, Y RNA binding protein. The transcript has 10 exons. Gene Ontology annotation, molecular function: RNA binding. NCBI's taxonomy places the organism in Eukaryota, Metazoa, Chordata, Mammalia, Carnivora, Felidae. Gene Ontology annotation, cellular component: ribonucleoprotein complex. The record is from RefSeq and is a predicted model, not a curated record. The coding region runs from base 150 to 1793 and encodes 547 amino acids.